UUUUGCUCGCAAUACACUUGUUGAGUAUAGAAAAUAUGUUUCUCAGUUGCUCGCAUAUAUUCACAUAGUUUAGUCAUGAGUCGUAAAUUGCCGAUGACUUUAUAUCACAAUUGCUUCAGCCCACCGUCACGCAUGGCAGUGCUGGCUGUAAGAAAUUUGGCACUCGAAAUUGACGUUAGAAAUAUUGACAUCUACAAAGGUGAACAAAAUACUCCAGAAUAUCUCAGAGUUAAUCCUUUGCAUCAAGUUCCAUGCUUAGUUCAUGAAAAUUUUGUGCUGACAGAAUCAAGAGCCAUCAUUAUGUACCUUGCAAGUCUCACUGACUCACCGCUUUAUCCAACAAACGAUUUAAAGAAACGUGCCCUUGUUGACUCACGAUUAUUUUUUGAUGCGACGAACUCAUUUGUGGCUGUCAAAAAUUUUGCGCGACCAGUUCUUCGAUCAGGCGUCAAAAAGAUUCCAUCAGCAGCUCGAGAAGACAUCAAAAUUUUACUCAACACACUCGACUCGUUCCUUGAUAAAUCUGAGUGGUUUGCAGGCGAUGAGAUGACAAUAGCUGAUUUAGCGAUACUCGCGAGCGUUGGAACUAUAAAAUGCUGGGGUGUGAACUUUAAAGAAUUCCCGAAACUAAAUGGAUGGUUUGAGAAAUGUAAGAACUUGCCUGGAUUCUCUGAAAAUCAUGAAGGAAGUCAAGCAUUGGCUGAGAAGUUAUCGAAAUUGCUGGAAGAGCCUUUAUGGAAGUGAUGAUUAAACAUCAUUGCACUUGAAAUUUUUUUACGAACAAGCGAAGUUCUUCAAUUUCAAUAAAAAAAUUGUUAUCGAGACCUUUUUUGUUAUCUCUUACCUCACAUAAUUUUUGAGUAGAUUAAACGUAUAUAAACAAAAAACAUAUAUUGAA
Chironomus riparius is the source of this 898-nucleotide messenger RNA. NCBI's taxonomy places the organism in Eukaryota, Metazoa, Arthropoda, Insecta, Diptera, Chironomidae. The record is from the annotation of a GenBank genome assembly.